This is a messenger RNA of Austrofundulus limnaeus, 1471 nucleotides long. RefSeq names its product 5-hydroxytryptamine receptor 3B. Lineage: Eukaryota; Metazoa; Chordata; Actinopteri; Cyprinodontiformes; Rivulidae. Gene Ontology annotation, molecular function: extracellular ligand-gated monoatomic ion channel activity; transmembrane signaling receptor activity. Gene Ontology annotation, biological process: monoatomic ion transmembrane transport. Gene Ontology annotation, cellular component: membrane. The record is from RefSeq and is a predicted model, not a curated record.
GUGAAAAUACCUCCAGUUCAGAGGCGCAGGAGCGUCACGGUGAUCAAAAAAAGUCCAACUACGCCUCUAAAGACAUGCCAGGUUCCUUUUCUGUGACGGACGGAAAUGUUACGUCGGAUGAAUCAGAAUUUGACGAGGCGUCCAAUCAGAGCGCUGAAGAAAAUUUACAAACYUGCUCCUACCUGAAGGUUUUAGAGUAUUUGAACUUGACCAGAAACAAUGAUAAGUACACAAUGACUCGACCUGCUUUAGAUUACACAAAAAGCACACCAGUUUUUCUYCAGAUGGCCAUCUAUGCCAUCCUGGAUGUGAGAGAAAUUGACCAGACAUUUGUAUCUUAUGUUUGGAUUUCUUUGAAGUGGAGGAAUCCUCAUAUUAGUUGGAAUAAAACAAAUUUUUGUGGAAUUUCAAAAAUAACAAUUCCCACUGAGGUUCUGUGGAAACCAGACCUAAUGAUCGAAGAAAUGGUAGAGAAGGACAAAGCUCCACUUAGUCCUUUUCUCAAAGUAGCAAAUAAUGGUACUGUGGAAUACAGGAAUGACCUGGUUGUGGUCAGCACCUGCAGGAUGCACAUUUACAAAUUCCCCUUCGACGUUCAGAGCUGCAACAUCUCCUUCAAGUCAGUCGUGCACUCCGAUGAAGAAUUAAGGAUUUUCUUCCAUAAGAACAACACAGCACUAACUAGGUGGUCCCGUGAUGUGAUGCAGACACAGUAUGAGUGGCUGUUCAUGAACCAGUCGGUCACCAACAAGACGGUCAAGUACUUUGGCUUCAACCAGACUGUUAUUGUUUACACAAUCAAAAUGAAGAGGAGGUCCUCCCUCUACGUUGCAAACUUCUUGCUGCCUGUUCUCUUCUUUUUGUGUCUGGACUUCGCCUCCCUCCUGAUGGCGAACAGCGCAGAGAAGAUUGGCUUCAAAGUCAGCGUGAUGCUUGCUAUCACUGUCAUGCAGCUUCUUCUCAACGAGAUUCUCCCCGUUUCCUCAGACAACAUUCCACUUAUAGUGAUUUACUGCAUCGGGAUCUUUGCUCUGAUGAAGCUCAGCCUCCUGGAGACGAUCUUAGUCAAAUAUCUGAUUGAGAACGACUCAGCGCCUCAGGACAGCGACUCAGAAAGUGACCCAAAGAUGAAGGAGGAGAGAGACUUAAAGAAGUGUUGUCACUAUGCAUCUAUUUAUGAUGAGAUGGCUGAUCAAACGUCUAUCAAAAAGGGCAGCAGCAGCUGCAGCCAGCUGACGGAGUUAUUCCUCACCGUGGAAAAUGUCUCAGAUGAGCUGGGAGAGAUUAAAAAAAAGGUCAAUCAACUCGUCAACCCGGAGCAGGUGAAGCCCGGCUACUGGAGCCGAGUGGCCAACAGGAUCAACAGGGUUUUCCAAGUGGUUURCGUCGCAGCAGUCAUCGUGUUUUUAUGCACCCUGUUUUCACUCUGGAUGUCAGAAUCAGAUUAAAAGUCCAAACCUGUUCUGAUCAA